UGUAUUCUCCUUCGUUUCGAUACAAAAGUUGCUCGCGAAGGAAACGGAGAGGAGCGGAGAGGUAACCCUAACCCCCAAAUCCUCGAGCGCUUCCUUCAAUCCCCAACACACCCGGCCGAAAUCCUAAAAUCAAACCGCGUCCGGAUCGAUGGCCGGCCGCGCCUCGCUCGAUUCCCCCGGCGACGCCUCCCCCUGGCCGGCGUCGAUUCUCCUCGCCGAGGAGGCGUACGUCGCCGUCAGCAGGAACCACACCACGGCCACAGCCAAAUCGAGGGUCGACCACACCGUGGAGCUCACCUUCUGGAUCGCCGACCCGCCGGCGGUCUCCUUCUACACGUUCCACUGCUCCAAGCCCCCCACCUCCGACUCCGAGGACGCCGCCGACUUGCAAGUUCAGCCACACGUCGUCGGCGCGGAGGGCCGAUUCGUUCUCGUCCGCACCUUCUUCGCUUCCGGCGACGACGAGUUUGAAUACUUCAUCUACAAGGGCGACCCCAGGUCCCCGUCCCUCGAGAGCGUGCCGCUUCCCGAUGAUGAUAGGCUGAGCGGAUGCGGAGGUACCGAGUUCGGAAUCGUGCCCCGCGGCGACGGCGACCAUUAUCUCCUGAUAGCGCUCUGUUACGCGGCGACCUUGAAGGAUUACCGGCUUCAUAUCUACUCGUCCGAGGACAGAGCAUGGAGGACCAAGGAGCUGCUCAACCCAUGUCCUGGGGUCCGUACGAUUACACCGGACAAGGUGAUGCUGCUCCGAGAUGGCGUGCUGGUGUGGGUCGAUUUGCUGUGCGGCAUGCUGGUGUGUGACAUACUUCAAGAACGAGAACCCCUUCGCGCUCGCUUCAUCCCAUUGCCUGAGCCAUUGCCGAGAAACAGAGAACAAAUUUUGAAGCAGUUAAUCCCGGGAGCUGCCAUCAGGCGUUACCGGGAUGUCGCCUGUGUUGAUGGUCUGAUCAAGUUUAUUGAGAUGGAACACCGCGUCACUGUAACAGAGAUUGUAGAUGUUCCUCCUGAAAAGCCAUCUGACCCCAGGAACAAGACUGUGCUCUAUGAUUCUGACUUGAUCAUGCUCUACAAGCGCAAACAUGUGGACAACAAGCCCAAGACGCUGCGCACAAUGAAUGGUUGGAGUGCCAUGACAUGGACUAGGGAGAUUGAGUCUGACUGUUGGCUCAAGGGAGUCAUUGUUGAUGUUGAUGACAUUUUGGUCGAUGACUCGGCGUUUUCAGCCUUACUGUCUGGCCAAAGGAACGAAUCCGCUGGGAGCUUGACAUUCAAGAACAUGUACUCGGCUUGCCCCACCCUGAGCACAGAUGGUAAUGACAUCCUGUACCUCAAGUCAUCAAGGAAAAUGAGUGAUUCAUAUCGAUGGGUGGUUACGGUUGACCUUAAGGAGAAAACACUGAUGAAAGUGGAAGCACCUGGGGCGCACCCUUUUGGAAAAUAUUCUCCUUCGUGUCAAAUAUUCCUUCCCUGUGCAUUGGUGAACCAUCUAAAAAUGACUCCAGGCAUUAAAGUCUCAGCAAUUCAGACCGCACAGACAAGCAGCUCUGCAAAUGAGCCAAAUAACGCAGCUAUCUGUGUCGGCGAGCCUGAUUCCUAUGAAUCUGAAAACAAACGUCCAAGGCUAUUGGCUGAGAAAGUCAACCAUGCACAAGAUUUAGCUCAGAGUACUGUACAGAAUGUUCAUAGCUCAGAGGCCUGUCCUGAUCGAAACAAUAUGCCUCCACAACCAUGCUUCAACAGGUGGGAGGGGCCUGGCUACGGUGGGUACUCAUCAUGCCCCCCUCAAAACAAUCCGCCGCUGCCACAAUGUUUCAACAACUACACUCGACCGUGCAACCCUGUGUAUGCACCGUCGGCCCCUGCCCCUAACAUACAUAGCUACGGCAACUAUCAAUCGUUGUGGCAGCAGCCACUACUACCGGAGCAGCAGAUGGCACCUAGCAGGGCAUUUGGACCUCACGUGGCACCCCAUCCAUACUUCAACAACUGGCGUGGAGCCAGACACCAUGGGAAUUCACAGCAAUACCCUGCCGGUAACUCAUAUUACUAUGGUGCGCACUCAGGCAGUGGCAACCAAGGAUUUGGUUACCGGCCGAUUUACUACGAUUACUGAUACUAACCACAUUUACUGACCCCCUCCGGUAAAACACUCUGCCACCUUUACUGUCUGAAAAAUUCCGAGUUAAUUUGAAUUGGAGGUAUAUAAUUAACUGCCAUAUUCAGUAUAUAUCAUGGGUUCGACUCCUAGAGCAUCACUACUAGUUCCAUGUGAAAAAAAUUGUAAAAUUAUUAGGUUGGAGGUCGAACCUGUGUUCCCCACGAACUGCUGUAAAGCAAGCCUACUACACUACUGCAACUAUAGAUUUCUACCUCUUUUAUCAUUUAAAAUAUAUAUUCAAAUUUUAGUUUCCCCUAUUCAGCUGCAGCUUCCCAGUAAACACUUAGUGGUGUUUUGGACCUCGUGCGGGACAUUGAGGUAUGUUUCAAACUGAAAUUUAGAUGUGGUUGCACAGUUGGCCUUUAAGGAAACUAUGUACGGAAAUAUUAGCCUCACAUAGUUAAGAUACUGUAUAUCGGAACAUACAAGUAAAGUUGUCCUGUAUUAGUAUUCACGGGUGUGAAAUAUGAAAAAACAGCAGCUGUUUUUCUGAAGCGUGAGCACAUCAGUGAAUGGCGCUUAACCUCUUAAAGAGGUUCUUUGAAAGGAGCGAAUGUUUGAUAAAGGUGUGGUAAGGGUCAGAGGGUGAUGGAGGGUGGUGGCUACUUGAAGAUGGAAUAAGGUUCUCCCUGCCUAGCCUUGCCCCGAUGGUGCAUCUAGCGUCGUCGGAGGGCAUGUGAAGGUGUGUCUGAGGUGGAUCUCGCGGGAUUCAGUCUGUAUUUGUCUUCGGUCCAUCUAGUUUAAUCUGAUCUUUGUUCGUCUAUAUUUGUGUGUCUACAUGUUGGAUCCUACAAUUCUCUUCAUCGAUGACAGUUGCUGUUCCGACACGCUGGUCAUGUGGGGUCUUAGCACGAUGUUUCGACUAUCUACUACAACAAAAGUUUGCCCGGCUCCGGUGAGGGAGAGACGAUGACGACGGCAAUGCCUUUGGCUUGCUCCUGUGAUUGUAGUUGUCCGUAGGUGGUCUACGAAUCUAGAUGUAAUAUAUGUUAUUUUUAAUGUUCUUUGUAAUGCUUUGAUGAAUAGAUUGAAAGUUUUUUUCCGAAUAAGGGGCAGCAGU
Molecule: messenger RNA, 3218 nt
Organism: Triticum aestivum (bread wheat)
Lineage: Eukaryota; Viridiplantae; Streptophyta; Magnoliopsida; Poales; Poaceae
Exons: 7
Coding region: 149-2113 (654 amino acids)
Source: RefSeq, a predicted model, not a curated record